Molecule: messenger RNA, 1071 nt
Organism: Symbiodinium pilosum
Lineage: Eukaryota; Dinophyceae; Suessiales; Symbiodiniaceae
Source: the annotation of a GenBank genome assembly
AUGGCGUUCUCCGCUGACGCUUUCCUUUUCGAGCUGGAAACGCCAGUGGUGCUUGCGGCAAGGGAGCAGCCGCCGGUGCAGGCUAAGCCGAUCCUGGCUAUCGAGGAUGAAAAGACCUUCUGGGAGAUAGUGGUCAUCUGCAUCUCUGACUUGCUCACCCCUGCUUGCUCACGGCUACAGAGUGGAUGGCCAGACUAUCUUGGCAACGACGCUCUGCGCUGCGCCGAGUAUUUCAGGGUGGACAUGCGCCCAGACAAGUGUUGCAAUGCGUGCGCCCCGACAUUCUGGGGAUGUCCAGUGCGUUUUAUAGCGACGUCUUCCCACAUGACAGGUCUAGAUGCAAUGCCACGAGCCAGUCGAGCCUUGCUGUGGCUGAGGUACAAGGACGGGUGCCCUUUCGUCGUGGCUGCGAAGCAAGACAGCUCUCCUAUUAUGGGAUGGACGUAUUUACUUGGGGUCAGCGCGGAAGAGCCGGAUGUCGACAGACGAGCUGCCAGGGCAUUCCCGGCAUACUUGAGUGGGAAAAAGGAGGACAGUGCCGUGGUUGCUCUCCCGGCUUGCAAGCGUUGUCCAGAGAGACCAUGCUGGCAUGAAAGCAAUUUCCUGGGCAGCCGCGAAAGGCCACAAGCUGGUUCCAAACAUGCUCAUGGAGGUUGGGCCGUAAAGCUUCUGGACGCCGUGGGUGUCCUCAAUUCUUUCGCAAAUGACUUCGAGUGCUUCAGUGCCUUCAGCGUUGCAGUGUUCGAUUUUAUCGUAGCUCCCGGUAUUGCGGCUAAAAAUCCGCAAGCAGUGACGCACUGGUCUGUACUCACGGGGUUCUCGCUGGUCCUUUUUGUUCAGUGCUGCUUCUCUGACCCCUGGUCGCGGUUGCGUACCAUGCACGCGCAGCAUCACCUCCUGGGCAAUGACCCAGCGAAGACAUUUGAUGUUGUGCAACCCGUCGAGUCACAGAUGGCUCGCGGCGACAGGCAUGCACUGGUGAAGCGUCCAAGUCAUGAAGCUCGAGCUGGAACAGAACAAAUACAACAGCUAUCAGAGGCAGGUCUUGCGAGAAGCGAAGAAGCGUUUUGA